AUGCCAUCCAUGUCGAAGUUGUCUGUGGCCGUGGGCGCUGUGGGCGCCGGCCUUGCUACCACCGCCUUUGUGGCACCCGCGGCCAAGUCGACUUCGACCCAGGCCUCGAGCCUCCGCGGUGCAAGCCGUGGAGCCAACAGCAGCCUGGGACUCGGUGUGGCUGGGCUCAGCAUCAGCGGUCUGGCUGCCAUGGCCCUGAGCCGCCCAGUGGCGAAGGUACAGACACAGGUGGUGCUCAAUGCCUACGACGCCUCCAAGGAUCCCAGUUUUGUAGAGAUCGGCGCAUGCGACCCACUGCUGUUCUGGGAUCCUAUCGGCUACUGCGGAGGUGACUGCACCAAGGAGGAUUUUGAUCGUCGCCGGGCUGUGGAGCUGAAGCACGGACGAAUUUGCAUGUUCGCCACCAUCGGCAUGCUGUGGCCAGACAUCUUCGGAAAGUUCGAUGGCUACCUUUCCCCAUCGCAGGACUUGAAAUUCGCCGAUGUGCCCAGCGGUCUGGCAGCCAUUUCCAAGGUGCCACUGGAGGGAUGGCUGCAGGUCCUAUUGGUGGCCGGCCUCAUUGAGACUCAGCUCUUCAAGGAUCAGUCCCUCGGCGGCUUUGCUUACGGCAAGUACGGGGAGCCCGGCAACUUCGGCACUGGCUACUGGGGCAGGAAGAUCCAGGACCCUGCCGAGCGAAAGUUGAAGCUGACCACCGAGCUGAACAACGGGCGCUUGGCCAUGGUUGCCAUGACUGCCAUGCUGAUCCAGAAUGGCCUCACAGGACAAUCUCCUGUCGAACAGCUCACUUCGGGCCACAUUUCUCCGUUCAACGACGGCCAGGGCUUCUUCGCCCAGUUCGAUCCUUCCAAGGAGCUGGGUGCCUGCCCUCCUUUGGGCUACUGGGAUCCCUUUGGCAUGAUGGCCUUCCAAGACGAGGAGAAGUUCAGGCGCAACCGUGAGCUGGAGCUCAAGCACGGCCGUAUUUGCAUGGCUGCAACCAUUGGCAUGAUUGUGCCAGACCUCUUUGGACGUUUCGGGGGCUACUUGUCCCCUUCCAUGGACCUCAAGUUCUCCGAUGUGCCUUGCACCAUCGAGGCCAUCUACAAGGUGCCAACGGCCGGCUGGUUGCAGAUCUUCGCCCUGGCUGGGGCCAUUGAGGCCAAGAACAUUGCAUUCCCAACGAACUAUGGCUAUCCUCCUUUCUGGGGACAGAUCAACAAGCUCUCUCCUGAGGAGAAAGAGAAGAAACUGUUGGCAGAGAUUAACAACGGCCGCUUGGCCAUGGUGGCCAUGGCGGCCAUUGUCGCUCAGAAUGGUGCCACUGGACAGUCCUUGGUCGAGCAGUUCACCACUGGAAACCUGAACCCCUUCAUCGGUGGCUAUGCGAAGCAGGAGACGGACCGCAUGGUGCUCCGUGCCAACUCGGAGGCGCUGCCGUGGGCGCCAGUGCCAGAAGGCCUCACCAACGAUAUCUUCGGCCCUUAUGUGGGGGAUGCGGGCUUCGACCCCGCCGGCUUUGCAAAGAACCAGCGCUUGCUGCCCUGGUACCGGGAGGCUGAAUUGGCCCACGGCCGCGUGUGCAUGUUGGCCACCUUGGGUUACACCGUGCAGACCUCUGGAGCCAAGUUGGAGCCCUUCAUCACCCGUUAUCCCACUGACUCAGCGGAUCCACUGAAGGCGGCCACCCAGGUGCCCAUCAUUGGAUGGCUGCAGAUCCUCGUUGUGAUUGCUCUUUCCGAGCUGUGGCGGUAUGAGAAUGUCAUCACCAAGUACAGCGAAGGCGUCCAGCCUGGAGACUUGGGUUGGAACCCCACUGCUCCAAUGAGCUCCAAGAGGCCCAAAUGGUUCGGUCCUACCUUUACCGCCAACUACAAGCCUGAGGAGUGGAACAACAUGCGCCUCAGGGAGAUCAACACUGCAUGCGCCUCGCCAUGGUGGGCUUCUUCUUCACUCGUGCUCACCAAUGCCUCCACCGGGCAGGGUCCAUCUUUGAUCCCCAACUUCACGCAGGCGGAGUUCCAGUCCACAGUGGGCGACUUCAUCCCCAAGGGUCUCUAA
Molecule: messenger RNA, 2040 nt
Organism: Cladocopium goreaui
Lineage: Eukaryota; Dinophyceae; Suessiales; Symbiodiniaceae
Source: the annotation of a GenBank genome assembly